AUGCAGGGAGUUUAUGUCAAACCAGGCAAAGCUGUUAUUAAAAGUACUGACAGUUGUUUGCAGCUUCAGUUUGGCCCCAACAGACUUUUGCAUUCAGCGGCUAUAUCAGAAGGGUCAAGCCUUUAAGAUUGUUCUCCACAUCAAAGAGCAUCAGAUCACAGCCAGGAGGAGCCAUCAAAUUCAGAUAGCUAUAAACCCAAGAGUAAAAACAAUUCUUGUUUUAUGUUGGCAUCCAAGAGAAACAAACCUGUCAGUGUGCCAGUGGGUCAGCUGAGAAUGCUCUGGGGUUUUACUGUAUCAGAGUCCUUUCUAAAAUUUAAGUCACCCCAUAAUUGCCAAAGAUUGUCACAGAGAUAUAAACUUUAACCAAAAGUCAUUAGAGUAACAGCUUACAAGAAUAGAGCUGAAACAGCCUUUGCCAAAGUUCCUGCACCAACCAUCACCUUAUUAUUAAUUGAGUGCACAAACAAACUGAAUCUGAACAUGGCCGCACGAUGAGUGUUCUUGGCAGAUGGUACGGAAGCCCUCAAAUCUGAAGAUAUACCCCGGGAAGCCAACAUUUAUGUUUCAACAGGAGAGCCCUUUUUACAUCCAUUCAGAAAAUGUAAAGACCAUCUGUUGUUAACGAAGAAAGUAUCUUGGACAAUGCAUGGGCAAAUGCUUCCAACUGAUGUCAAAAGACAGAAAACCAAGCCUGUCCUUUCCAGAAGGAUGAGGACACUUACUCAGAAGACAGCAGUGUGAGUUCUGUCCUUUAAGAAUGGCAUGGGGCAGGAUGGGCAUGACAUUACAGUGGCAAAGGAAACAAUGAGAAAGGUUUUAGAUGUCUUCACAAUGAAAAUGAAUCUAGAUUCACCAGCUAGAUAGAUUUAUGAUAUGAAUGGUAGAAAAGUUGAAGAAAUUUCAAAGGUAAUUCCUCUGCUUGAAAAAUGCCUGCAAAAUUCCAUCACACCUUUACGGGGACCACUCUGGGUCUCUAAGGGAGAAGGUUUCAACCCCUCAGGCGCUAAGAUGUACAUCCAAGGAGUUCUUGGGGCCUUAUAUCAACGACUAAAGUCUGCAAAAAAUUAUUACAAGCAGGUGAAUUUACUGCUGAAUAAAAAAAAAGCAAAAGUAAGAGAAAAGACCAUUCUUUCGAUGACACCAGAGGAAUACCAGAAGUCACAAGAAGAUGUGAGCAAGCUGAUUGAUGAAUUGCAGACAGCUAUCAAAAGCAGCAGAGGUCACCUCGCCAAGCUUGGCCCUCAAUUACAGGCUGAGCAGGAGCAGUUCUCCUCUUCUGUCUGCCAACACAUUAAAAGCCUUCCAGCAAACACCGUGGUCCCAGGAGCCUUGCAGCUCAAGGUAUUUGGAAAUGGUAAAGAUACCAGAGAGAUCUCUGUUUACAUCAGUAGAAAAGAUUCAGAGUCUAAUAGUCCAACUCAAAGUAAUGACUUAUGCACAACUCGCAGACGACAGUUCCUGAAAUCAUUCCCGAGCUUUGCAGCCAUUGAAAUUAAAACUCAUGGACGAGCUCUAAAAGAGCCAGCGGAGCCUGAGAGGCAUUUACUUCUCAGAAUCCACCACCGGCUUCCAGGUUCCUCCUUCAGUUCACAAGGCCUCCAUUUUUCUUCAGCCCGGAUUUUCGAUGAGCGCGGUCAAGAGAUUAAGAGUCCACUGCAGCUGAAGAAUGGGCAAAAAUGGCUUUCUUAUGGGAAAGCAUACAGUGCAAAAAUGAACAAAGAAAAAGAGAAGGAAGAAGAAAACAACAGAGCAAGAAGAUCUAGUCACAGGAGAAGACUCUCAGUGGCGACUGUGGAUCUCAAUGUCAUUCUUUAUGCCUCUGUUUCUAUCACAAAGUAUGUGAUCUCUGGGAAUGAAAUAAACAGCAGGAAUCAAAGAGUGUCCUGGCCAGAAGCCAGCAUGUGGCUGAUCACGAAGACUGGGAUGAUCCUGAGCACAGCGAUCACUCAGGGCUGUCUGGGUACUGGUCCUUCAGUCCAAGUCAAGACUGCCAAAGGGAGAGCAGUAGAAGGAUAUAAAUGACCGCUGCAGAGAAGACAUGAAGGAGAUGAGUCCCAGAAGUGGAUCUUCGGAACAGAGGGCUGUAUUUAUUCUAAGGCUAAGCCUCAGUUUGUCCUGACUUACCUGGAGGACCUCACUGCUGACGUGGAUGUGAGCCAGACAGAGCACAUUCCCCACGGAGCCUGGGCCACAGUUCACCAUGAACAUCGCCACCACUGUGGAGAAGAGGGGCUGCAGAAGCACGCCAACAGCCCUUUCCUGAAGCAGCUGCUGGAGCCCUCGGACACUCAUGUCGUGCCAGGCAGCUCUCUUGAGGCCACAGAGCAGCUGACAGUGCUGCUGCUGAGGAAAGUGGAAAGGAAACAUCCCAGGGCUCCUACUCAGAGGUUGGCCAUAAAGCAUAAAGGGACCAGUAAGCCUGGCCAAUGGAAACACUCCAAAGUUGAAAAGCCUCUGUGGAACAAGUACAUACUUACAUACAUGUGGCCCGUCCUGCCCAGUGGCCAGCUUAGUGAGGAGUUUGACUGACCAAUAGAAGGCUUACUGGUGCCAAACAGCCCUACCAUGAAGAGGCCGGUUUGUAAGACGCCAGAGCACCAUGUCCCUGUGAGACUCCAAAUCCUAAGGAACGGAGAGAAGAAAAACAGCAGAGCCCUUGUGAUUGGCCCUGAUGCCUCACCUGGGUGCAAAUGGCAGUGCACUGAAAUUUUAAAUUUACCUUCUGCUGCUCGGAGACUUUUCAAUGACAAAGGGAAGGAAGUUUUUUCCUGGAAAGACCUACAGGGAGAUGAGCUGGUAUAUGUUUCAUGUGGAGAACACUGGAUCAAUCCAGACCUCUCCGUUGCUCAACAAAAGAAGCAAGUCUUCCUCAGAAGCCUCGAAGCUGACAUUUCCAAGAUUAAAACCUUUUGCAGCAUGUGCAAGGUGGAAGCUCUUGUGUUAGAAGUCCAAGGUGACCUAGUGUCUGGGGGCAAACUAGCUGUGAAUAAACCUCUAGCUGAUUUUGAAGAAGAGAAGCAAAUGAAAGAACCAGAGGGAAAGCAGAUAGAAAAUGCUGCCUUAAUAGCAGGAGAUGCUUCUAGAGAAACUCUAGAUUCGCAUGCCAGAGCCCAUCUCCGCGUGGAAGCCUGCCGCAGGACGCUCAAGUAUGCUUGGCAGGAUCCUUCGUACAGCCUCGCUGAUGAUGACAGCCUUCCAAAGAAAAUGGAGAAAAUGCUCUUUAAAAAUGUGCAGCCCCCAAAGAAACACAGUCAUUUCGCCAAGCAUAGAAAACUGCAGAAGCUGUGUUACCAGGAGUUUGAAUACAGAGAUGGGCAAAUCAUUAGCCUUGCUGCUCCUCAGCUGGUCCUGGGGGUACAAGGCUUCAAACCCCGGUCAGGCACAGAAGUCAUUUUGGUGGAGAAGAAAUCCAAUGACAGUCACCAAUGCUGGAUGCAUAAGGAAGAUGGCAGGACCUUUCACCUGGCAAGUAAUCCAGACUUUGUGCUGGCAGUGUCUAUGACCAAGGCUCAAAAUGAAGGCCGUGGCUAUCCAGUUAUCAUUCAGAAAUAUAAGCCAUACAGCAAUGGGGCUGCCAAUCAGAAGUGGCAUUACAUGGAAAAUAAGAGAACAUUGAUAGCCUUUCACAGCACGACCCUGGAUAAGGAAAUCACAGCAGCAAAUUCAGCUGGCCUUUGCACGUCAUCUGUCACUAAAGAAAACAUUGAUCAACCUGGAUACUGUUACCUCUCACCAGAUGGAAAGAGAAAAAUCAUGCUCUGCCUGGCUUGCGGACGGUCCAUGGGGGCAGAGAAGGGGCUGAGACCACUGCUUCUGAGGGCUUCAUUCUUCUGUGCUUCGGGCUCUGAGCAGAAGUCCUUGCCACGGGGGCCUUUCAAGGUCAUCAGUGUCACUAAGGCUGAUUUAUCUUCUUAUGAAGCUGAAAACACUCUAAGAUACUAUGAAAAGCGUCUGUCAUCUUUAUGGUUGAAGACACGUGCAUGCACUGCAACUCAUGGUGGUGUGGUAGCUUCAUACCAGAAGGCAGUCAAAAUAAUUGCAUACAAAAAUGGGGAUGGAUAUCGGAAUGGGAAGUUGAUUGUGGCUGGAACAUUCCCCGGGCUUCUUGCAGAAUGCACGGAACGACUUAAACUCACCAGAGCAGCUUCCAAAAUCUACACCAAAGAUGGAACCACCAUCCUCACCUUGCAUGGCUUGAUUCUGUGGGCUGUAGGUGAAAACCUUCUCCAGAGAGACCCUGAGGAACAAGAAAAAAGCACAGAGUCAGUUGGGACAGAAGAGCUAGCUGUUCAAAGUACAGAAGAAAGCUCAAGAUUGAAAAUGGAAAGCAGACUGGACUAUUUGGAGGGCAUAGAUAAGUCUCUGCUUGCUCAGGUCCUCAGAAGUCCUAUUGCUGUUUGGGUGUCUUGUGGUGAACCAUUUAUGCCUCUAAAUGCACCACAGAAAUCAGAAAAAUUAAAGAAACAAGACUGGCUAAAGAGGGACAAAAUUUUGAUUGAUUUAGACACCAUGAGACACAAGAUGCGACAGUUGAAAGGGCGGCGAGUAGCAGCCUGCCAGCCAGCCACCAUGGUUCCCACCCAAAGCCCUCUACAGCCAGUGAUAGUACAAGGAGGCUGGACUGAAGAGACUCCAGAAGAAACAAAGCUCAUGGAACUGAUAAGACAGACAGAGGCACACCUUUCUGAAGGCCAAGGACGACAGUCCCGGUGCUCUCUGACCACAGCUCCAUGUAAGAGAGCAGAGCAGCUCAGCCUGUACCAGGCUCCCGUGGUGAAACGGGUGUGGGUGUACGAGAACGGGCGCAGACCGGAUGGCGGCACUUAUGCCUGGGCCAGUGCUGUUUCAGAGUUGCUGGAUGUCUGCACUGCUCGUCUGAAAAUGUCGCCCCCAGCCAAAACCCUUUAUACCUCAAGUGGGGAGCUCAUUCAGUCAUGGGACGAGAUAGAGAGGGAUAUGACUGUCUGUGUGUCUGCAGGACAUGGCUUUAUAACCUCAAAAGAAAAAAAGCAAGUGGUGGAAGUUAAAGCAAAUUAUGCCAGAGUCCGAAGGCAGCAUGGCCCCGAAGCAACAGACAUUGUGGUGUCACCAUCCGUGCAGCUGCUGUCUCUCAUGCAGCUACACAAUUGACUGUAUGUCUUGUGCUGUAGUUUACUCAUAUAGCUGUGUGUACAUUUCAUGUGCUCAUAUCAUGUCAUGUGACAUAACUUCUUAUAUUUUUGGUUGUGAGCCUAGCCUUUAACAGCUGAGCCAUCUCUCCAGCCCAUGACAUGAA
Molecule: messenger RNA, 5278 nt
Organism: Acomys russatus (golden spiny mouse)
Lineage: Eukaryota; Metazoa; Chordata; Mammalia; Rodentia; Muridae
Gene: Dcdc1
Product: doublecortin domain containing 1
Biological process (GO): regulation of mitotic cytokinesis; intracellular signal transduction
Molecular function (GO): microtubule binding
Source: RefSeq, a predicted model, not a curated record